Mus pahari (shrew mouse) is the source of this 966-nucleotide messenger RNA. RefSeq names its product galanin receptor type 3-like. Gene Ontology annotation, molecular function: somatostatin receptor activity; neuropeptide binding. The record is from RefSeq and is a predicted model, not a curated record. Lineage: Eukaryota; Metazoa; Chordata; Mammalia; Rodentia; Muridae. Bases 1 to 966 code for a protein of 321 amino acids. Gene Ontology annotation, cellular component: membrane; neuron projection. Gene Ontology annotation, biological process: neuropeptide signaling pathway; cellular response to glucocorticoid stimulus. The transcript has a single exon.
AUGGAGUUGAACGCCACUCUCUACACGGGGCUGACAGCCACCCAGGAGCGGUGGCUCCGCCUGGCCUUCGCAGGGUUCUGUGGCCCCAUCCUGCUCCUGGGGCUGCUGGCCAACGGGCUCCUACUGAUGGUGGUGGCCCGUGGGCCUCGAGCGUCUCCCCCGCUCUUGGCGCUGACCACUAGCCUUAUGGUGAACGUGAUACUCUCCGAUCUGCUUUUCGUAUCCUUCCUGGUACCCGCCCUAUUGCUGAGCUUCUUGCAUCGGGGCUGGUGGCUGGGCCCUGCCGUCUGUACCGCCAGCCAGGCCACCAACACGACCACCAUGUUCUGUUCUUUCUACAGCAUGGUAGCCUCUGCGCUCGUGCGUCACGUGGCCAUGGUCCGGCCCCGUGUGGCCCUCCCAGCCAGCCCUCGUGCCCGCCUGCUGCUCUGUGGGGCUAUGUGGGUACUGGGCCUGGCCACCUCGAUGCCCAACUGGCUGUUCCAGCGGGUGACAGUAUUAGAGCAGGCAGUGGGUGUCCCCAAGGCCCUGGCCUGCCUCUUGUUGCUCAGCCUACCUCAAACCACCUGCUAUUUCACCCUGCUGGGAGCCCUGGCUUUUCUGCCCUGCCUGUUGGGCCUGGUCUGCUCUUUUGGCCACGUGGUCUGGCGCUUGGGCACACGGCCCUUGGGUCCCCCAGGGGAGAGUGUGCAGGAGCACAGGGUAAACACACAGCUCAGUCUUGUCAUGCUGGGGGUCUUCGUGCUGAUGUGGGGACCCUGCUCGGCACUGGGCUAUGUGUCUGCCGUGGGCCGCCUACCAGCCACGCCACUGGCUUUUGUGGCUUCUAGCCUGUGCACCCUGCUGGCCUAUUCCAAUUGUGCUAUCAGCCCUGUCCUCUGCUUCUGCCUCUGCCGCCCUUACCGGGCAGGACUCAGGGCCAUUUUUCAGAGGCCCAGAGCAGCAGUCAGUGGAAUGGCGUGGUGA